CAGCUGAUUUCAAUUUCUCAAUUGUGCGCGGACACACGAGACACGACACAGUCUAAAUCUGUUGUUACGUUGCUUGAAAGUCCAAUUAUAAUUAAGUCAAGUACUUAUAAUUUUAUAAACCUGUUAUAAACUUCUCAUGGGUGGAAGAGGACGAGGGAGAGGAAAUGCGGUUUCCUUUAACAUUGAGCAAUUGGGAUUUGGUAGAGGUGAAGCAGGUCCAGUUUCUGUUACUCAACCUCCUCCACUAUUCCCCUCUCUAGAAAACAGGCCUCUUCCAUUAAUUAAAGAUGUGGAAAAUGAGUAUAUACUGGUUACCCAAAAGGAUUUGAGCACAAGAAUGAGGAACUCACCGUUUUACUUGAAACACUCAGAAAAAAUCAAUAGCACAUCUUAUGAAAAAGAGCUACCUGUUCUCUGGAAUCGAAUGCCUGCUGAACUUAGGGAUGAUACUUUCACUAAGAGGUUAGCAACUGGCAAGUCUAAAGUCACUCUGAAUGCUAAAAGGAAGAAAGUUGAAGACCCUGAUAAAAUUUUUGCCAAGCUUGAAAAGAAAGAAAGAAAUGAAAGUGAAGGGGAUGGGGAUGGAGAUGGGAAAGAAGAUGAAGACGAUCAAGAUAAAUCAGAUGAUGAGAAAGUGGAAAUGGAAGAUGAUGUUGUGGAAGAUGAAGAUGAAGAAAUGGAUAAAGAUACAGACUAUGCUAAUAAUUAUUUUGAAAACGGUGAAGGUUAUUUGGAUGAUGAAGAAGGCCAAGAUGAUGGAGAAGCCCAGUUCUAGCAACUGUAAUCACUUCCUAUGCAAAACUCAGGCAAACUGAAAUACAAGUUAUUAUUUUUUGUAA
Molecule: messenger RNA, 839 nt
Organism: Daphnia pulicaria
Lineage: Eukaryota; Metazoa; Arthropoda; Branchiopoda; Diplostraca; Daphniidae
Gene: Polr3G
Product: DNA-directed RNA polymerase III subunit RPC7-like
Exons: 4
Coding region: 137-775 (212 amino acids)
Biological process (GO): transcription by RNA polymerase III
Cellular component (GO): RNA polymerase III complex
Source: RefSeq, a predicted model, not a curated record